UCACGGUUUCAAUGGACUCGUUCGCUCAUUUAUUACCUCUACUGCUUCUCAUUGUUGCUCCCUGAAGUCUGCCUACUCCGAGCCCCACAAAGAUGUACUCCCAGUUUGUCAUCGCGGCCCUAGCAGCCACUGCCUCUGCCUCUACCAACCUCUUUCCUGGGCAUGUGGCUAUCCGGCGUGAUCUCCUGAUCGCUCGCCAGACCACUGACUCUGGUGCAGCCCCCACGGGCACAUCGGGCGACCUUUCCGAUAGCGAAUGCCAAGCAUCUCUCAUCUCAAUCGCAACUGAGCUUCCCACCCCCAGCGAUGACCUUCUGGAGUGGGAGCAGUCCCAGCUAGAGGCCGGCACGGAUCCCUGCUCUAUCACCUCGGUCCCGGCCACGCUCAGCAGCCAGUACUCCAGCUAUACCGACGCGGUGUUGUCGUGGUACUCGGAAAGCAGCUCCGAGCUGAUCGCAGCCAUCUCGGCCUGCCCUCAAUACGCCGGCGCGGUGUCCGAGGCCGAUGUCUGCACCAAAGUGACCAUGACCAGUGGGUCUGUCGAGCCGUCCGCUACCCAUGCCACAGGGAGUGACAGCAGCGAGCCCUCUGCGACGGGCUCGGCUGCGACGGGCCACUCCACCGGUACUGCUACCGAGUCUACUGGUACUGCUUCUGGCUCGGCCUCACAGUCGACCGAGACCACGGCCGGCGCGCCACUUCGGGAGGCCGGGAUUAUUGGAGCCGUCCUGGCCGGUGUUCUCGGCGUGGCUGUUGUCCUGUGAUUUCAUCCAGCGAAUCCAGAACUUUAGAAUGCAAGGCUUCAGGGGCUUGGAAUGACAAGGGUAAUUCAUGGCUUGACUAGAUUGUAACAGAUUGACAAUCGAUAUUGAAGAAUGUUUGGAGGUGUCCCGAGGUCACCACAGAUACCAGAUACGCAAAUAAAUCUCGACAUUGCAGGCACUUGAAGCAAAUGCAAGCAAAAUUCCUC
Diaporthe batatas is the source of this 970-nucleotide messenger RNA. RefSeq lists its product as uncharacterized. Lineage: Eukaryota; Fungi; Ascomycota; Sordariomycetes; Diaporthales; Diaporthaceae. The record is from RefSeq and is a predicted model, not a curated record. Bases 93 to 764 code for a protein of 223 amino acids. The transcript has a single exon.